AUGGAGACAAGGGCUCAAGAGCUAAAGAAGAUGGAGGAGAUGCUGCGACAGAUGAUCAAAGAGUCAGCGACGCGCCAGGAACAAUCAAUUCAGGAGCUGAGGGACUGGCAGAAUAAAGAUAUGGAAGAAGUCCGCCAAAUGUUUGUCGAAUUGCACACCUCAAUUUCACCAGGAACUGGUCAAAUUUUACCUUCAGCUGGACGAUCCGAAGGUAAUAGCUCAAAUCGAUUUCACUUUACUCCAAGAUUUACUAAGAUCGAAUUCCCGCGGUUUGAUGGAGAAGAUUUGAAAGGAUGGCUAUUCCGCUGUGAGCAAUUCUUCGAGGUUGAUGGAACCUCUGAAGAGGCAAAGGUGCGUUUAGCGGCAAUCCAUCUUGAGGGAAAGGCCCUUCAAUGGCAUCAAAUAUAUAUGAAGUCCCGAUUGACACGCUCUCAACCCACAUGGGAAGAGUAUGUAGUAUCGCUCAAUACUCGCUUUGGAGCAGAUUUGUUCGACGAUCCUAUGGCGGAACUAAAGAAUUUGAAGCAAACAGGGACGGUCAUGGAAUAUCAAGACAAAUUUGACACUCUACUAAAUAGGGUGGAGCUCUCGGAAGAAUAUGCCGUAAGCUGCUUCCUUAGUGGUUUGAAGGAAGAAAUCCAAAUACCGAUAAGAAUGUUCCAGCCUAGGACUUUACAAAGAGCUCUAAGUCUGGCCAAGUUACAGGAGCUAGCUGUGGAUGGACAGGGAAAAGUCUAUAAGGGAGGAACUAGAGCCGGAAUGAAUACUUCCUCCUUACUGUCGACUCCUAAGGGCUUUAAUAAUUCGAGCAUGUCACCCGCACCCCGGACACCUCGGAACCCAAAUCAUCAGGGAUUGCUGGGCGCUGCUCCAAUGCCAAUCAAACCUGCGAGAAACGUCUCUAAUGCAGCCUUUGAUGAGAGGCGAGCAAAAGGGCUUUGUUUUUGGUGCGAGGAGAAGUAUUCCCCAGGACACCAGUGUAAGAAGAAACAGCUAUAUAAGAUUGAGCUAUUAGAAGAAGGAUCAACAGAUAAUACCAACUCUAAUGAAGAAAGUGAAUCUAUAGGAGAGGUGGAACUUGAACCUGUGGAAUGUGCACCUCAAAUAUCGCUGCAUGCUCUAGCGGGGCAAGCUCAACUACCGGACUAUAGGACCAUGCGCCUAUGUGGAACAGUGAAGAAUCGAAGGAUACACAUUCUCAUCGACUCAGGAAGCACCCACAAUUUCCUUGAUGCUGCGGUUGCUGCCAAAUUGGGGUGUUGUGCGGAGAAUAUACCAGCUGUAAAUGUCACGGUGGCUGAUGGGAAUAAGCUGAUUAGCUCGUCUACUUGCAGGGCUUUUAAAUGGAAAAUGCAAGGCUUAGAAUUCAAGGCUAACCUCCUAUUACUACCCUUGAGGGGAUGCGACAUGGUGUUGGGGGUUCAAUGGCUUAAACAAUUGGGACCAAUCUUGUGGGACUUCAGCAAAUUACGAAUGGAAUUCCAAUUUCAGGGCCAGAAGAUUGUUUUGAGGGGAUCUUCAGGGCCCAGUUUGAAAAUAAUAGAAGGAAAGCAACUCAAGAAGAUGGUGCUGGAUGACACAGCUUUGUCUGCAGUUCACCUCUGCUCCAUUCAUGCAACACCACAGGAAGGGAAUCACAUAGCAACUUCGGAAGAUGCAGAAACGACGUGGUCGGGACUUGGCAAGGCGUAUUCUCAACAAUUGCAACUACUUCUGGAGGAGCACUCUGACUUAUUUGAAGAACCACAAGGACUCCCACCGAUACCCUGCCUAUCAGAAGACUGA
Ananas comosus (pineapple) is the source of this 1785-nucleotide messenger RNA. RefSeq lists its product as uncharacterized. NCBI's taxonomy places the organism in Eukaryota, Viridiplantae, Streptophyta, Magnoliopsida, Poales, Bromeliaceae. Bases 1 to 1785 code for a protein of 594 amino acids. The transcript is spliced from 2 exons. The record is from RefSeq and is a predicted model, not a curated record.